Messenger RNA from Dendronephthya gigantea, 834 nucleotides. RefSeq names its product protein ANTAGONIST OF LIKE HETEROCHROMATIN PROTEIN 1-like. Bases 1 to 834 code for a protein of 277 amino acids. Lineage: Eukaryota; Metazoa; Cnidaria; Anthozoa; Malacalcyonacea; Nephtheidae. The record is from RefSeq and is a predicted model, not a curated record. The transcript is spliced from 2 exons.
AUGGAGGAAGUGGACGAAGUAGUUGAGGCUUUCAGUUUAUUUAUCGCUGCAGUCCAAAUUGCUCGUCGACGAGUAAGGAGGAGAAAACGACGAACUGUUUGGAUAAAGAGUUGGAUAGCCACGAGGAAAACACUUGGAGCAUUUCACUGUUUAUUAAAGGAUCUUAAGAAUGACCCUGAGCAUUUCUUGAACUAUUUGCGGUUGAACCUUGAUACGUUUGAGCAGUUAGUAGAGAAGUUACAUCCUCUUUUGAAGAAAAAGGAUACUUGCAUGAGAGAUGCUAUAUCACCAAGUGAACAACUUGCAGUAACACUUCGGUUUUUAGCAACAGGGGAGUCCUACACCAGUUUACAGUACCAGUUCCGAAUUAACAAAGGAACAUUGUCCCUUAUCAUUCCAAAAGUUUGCAAAGCCCUUUCUAUUGUUCUUCGUGACGUUGUGUCAUGCCCAAGAACAGCUAAUGAAUGGUUGGAAAUAAGCAGACUUUUUCAUUGGAGAUUGCAGUUACCAAAUUGUUUGGGGGCAAUAGAUGGAAAACAUGUUAGAAUCCUACAUCCUCCAAAUAGUGGCUCAGACUACUUUAACUAUAAGGGCUACUAUAGCCUUGUGCUAAUGGCAGUGGUGGGUCCAAAUUCCGAGUUCAUUUUUGCGGAUGUUGGAUGCCAAGGCCGUAUUAGUGAUAGAGGCGUUUUGCGAAACACUAUCUUCUAUAAAGCACUGCAGUCUAAUAAGCUCAACAUUCCAGAAUCGAAGCCCCUUCCAGCAACUGAGUCAAUGAUUGUAGAUGGCUGGUGCCCAGUUUUACCACACUUUUUUGUUGAAAAAUGUUCUUAA